This is a messenger RNA of Rhineura floridana, 1167 nucleotides long. It is a transcript of the gene CIBAR2, whose product is annotated as CBY1 interacting BAR domain containing 2. Gene Ontology annotation, biological process: cilium assembly. The transcript has 9 exons. The record is from RefSeq and is a predicted model, not a curated record. Gene Ontology annotation, cellular component: ciliary transition zone; ciliary basal body. NCBI's taxonomy places the organism in Eukaryota, Metazoa, Chordata, Lepidosauria, Squamata, Rhineuridae. Bases 1 to 879 code for a protein of 292 amino acids.
AUGAAUCUCAUCCUCUCUCGAGAUACCCAAGUGAAGAUAAUGGAGAAUACAGUCACGAACGCAGAGAAAUACUUUGGGAAAUUCUGCAGUCUGAUGGCUGCUUAUACACGCAAGACUGCAAAGCUUCGGGACAAGUCGGACCUGCUAGUCAAACAGCUCAUUGACUACGGAAACACAGAGAAUCCCGAGCUGCGAACCACUGUGAAAAACUUUGCUGAGGAGCUGGCAAAGGUGCAGGACUACAGGCAAGCUGAGGUAGAGAGACUGGAGAUGAAGGUUGUUGAGCCUCUGAAGAUGUAUGGGAUCGUUAUCAAGCAAACCAGGGCCGAGAUUAAGAAGUUCAACAAAGCCAGAAACAAUGAAAUAAAGCAACUGGAGAAGUUGGAGAAGAUCCGACAGAAGUCGCCAUCUGACAGACAGUUGAUCUCACAGGCUGAGUCUCAGGUACACAAAGCCACUGUUGAUGCAAGCCGCAGCACACAACAGCUCGAAGAGACUAUAGAUGAGUUUCAGAAGCAAAAGCUGAAAGAUAUUCAGAAGAUCUUCUUGGAUUUUGUCACCGUUGAGAUGGUCUUUCAUGCAAAAGCUCUAGAAGUCUAUUCCAAUGCCUUCCAAACUCUCGAAAGCUAUGAUGUGGAGAAAGAUCUGGAGGAUUUCAGAGCAAAAAUACACAUUACUUCUGGAACCUUCCACGAGACAAGACCAGUCACCGCAACAAGCCAAUCUACUGCCCUCCCAUGGUCCACACAGAGCAUUCAAAGCACUCUUCAGAAGCUGACACUAGUGGAGAGUGGCGAAGAGUCUGAAGAGGACCAGCUGGAAGAUUUAAGAGGUGCUGAGUAUACCCAGAUUCGGCGGGUAACCAGCAGAACCACAUGAGACCAACCCCUUGAUUCAUUAAGCUGUGCUGUAUUUAUUUCUGUUUCUGCUUUGAGAUUUAAGCUUUCAUGCAGGUUUGCCCUAGAUCAGAGGCAUACAUUGCGGUGACCUCCAGAUGUUGUUGGACUCAAAUUCCCAUCAGCCCCAACCACCAAGGUCAAGAGUCAGGGAUUAUGGGAGUUGUGGUGCAGCGACAUGUCAAAGGCACCACACUGACUACCCAGAUCAACACCCACCACUCCUUCCACAAUCUUGAGAUUUAAAAUAAAAUAAAAUGUGAACUUCCAA